Messenger RNA from Leptopilina boulardi, 9522 nucleotides. RefSeq lists its product as uncharacterized. The record is from RefSeq and is a predicted model, not a curated record. NCBI's taxonomy places the organism in Eukaryota, Metazoa, Arthropoda, Insecta, Hymenoptera, Figitidae. Bases 6667 to 9327 code for a protein of 886 amino acids. The transcript is spliced from 4 exons.
CAGUAAAUCACAUAAAUUUAGAUCAUAAAAUAGUAACCCUUGUGACAAAUAAAAACUUCAAUUUCUUUCAAUGAAAUAAAACAAUCUAAAAAAUAAUUGAAAUUGAAAGCAACAACGUUUUACAAACAAUAUCAGGUAAAAUUUGAAUUAAGAAAAACUUCUGCAUUAAAAAGAAAUAAAAAAACUGAAAUAGUUUCUUAUUAUUUUGUAAAUAGUAAGUACAAAUGUUAAACUAAUAAACUUAAAUUCUCAAUAAUGGAUACAUUCAAAAAUCCACUCGAAACAGUACAGCUAAUACCAAUAUCGUUCUGCAUAAACAUUCUAAGUGAAUUUUUAUUUAUUGAACAAUACCUAGUAGAAUUCGAUCAAAAUAAACAAAUACCAAUCGUUAAUGCACUUUAUGAAUAUUUGCAAGAUUAUCAGAAUGAUACAUUUAAAAAAAUUGAAUUAAUAAGAAACUUGUUACAUGGAAGUGAUCUGUAUGGUGAAAAAGAAGGCGAAUACAUUGACAUCACGUUUGUUAAUAUGUUGUUCGACUACAUUAUUAGUUCUCUUGUAUUUGACAAAUAUGGUAAUAUUUAUGGUUUUUUGGCAGAUACAUUUUGUAAAGCAAAAAAUUUAGAAAUUAAAGAAGUAUUAAAUAGAAUAAGAACAAAUCUUCAAAAUGCAUCUUUUGACAAUGAAUAUGGCAGUAGUUCGACUCUCAGUGAUUUAUCAGUAGCCAGAAUAUACAAUGACAUAAUAUUACCUCUUUUUCCUGUAUCAAAAGAUGAUAUUAGUUUAUUGUCUCUUGAUUACAUUUAUGCACAAGCUGGUUCAAUGUUUCUACGAGCUGGUAGAAUAAAUUCUUACAAUUACUUAACUAUUCAAAGCAAUUCUGCAUAUUUGACUGAUGAUAAUUUGUUUAACGAAUAUUUAACAACAGGACAUGCAAUUGAAAAAUUUAUUCUCACUGAUGAGAAAAAUUUUAAUAUGUUAAAAGCUUUUGCUCUUCCAGCUCUUUCACAUUUUAUCAUCAAUUCAAAAUAUUUAUUUAUCUAUGAGAAUAUGGCAAAUAUAAUAUCAGAUGUAUCUUUCUGGGAAGCGGCUUUUAAACAAUUGUUUACAUAUACAAGCAAUGCUUUUAAUGACAUAAAUUCUAUGAUAAAUAAUGACAAUACAUUAAAAGUAAAUAUGGCAUUCUCUAAUUUAAAUAAAAUAAAAGUAUUUUACCGAUACUCAAUUGCUGUAUCUUCAAAUCUAUUGCAUACAAAUACAAGUUUAUUUCUGUCUUCAUUGGGUACAAAUAUUAAAUCAGUAAUCCUAAAAAAAUUAAGCAGUGAAACAGUAAAUGAUAUUAUAACACAACAACAAAAACCUAAUCUCUUAAUAAAAAAUUUACUAAAUAGAAGUGAAAUAUUUGAAAAUAUUUGUUCACACAUUACAGAUCCUGGAUUUUACUUGACAUUUAUCACUAAAGACAAGAUAAGUGUGCUUGAACAAAUAAUUUUUUCUUUGAAAGAGAAAACGGAUUUCAAUUUUACAGUAUUGAUAAAUAGUCUUUUACAAAUAAAAAAUUUGACAUCAAACUCUUAUAAAAGCAUUGAUUUAGUUGGUGAAAAUAGAAGACAAUUGCUUUUUAUUCACACUUUAAAUAAUCGCAGUAAUACUGGUUAUGGUUAUAAGUUUAUUUUUGUAUCUGAUGAUAUUUCAAAAAUUGCAGAAUUAAGAACUCUCCAUGAACUUAAAGAAAAGAAAUUUCUCAUACAAAUUAGAAAUUCGGAAAGAGAGGGAAAUAUGUUUAUUGCAUUAGAUAACAAAACUUUUAGUUCUGAUCAUGCCAUAUAUGAAAUUAAUAAUCAACUUCGAAAGAGUGAAAAAAAACUUUCAUUUUUCGGAAUACCAAUUCCAGCUGAUGACUACAAUGAAAAUUGUAAUUCUAUUAGAUAUUUGGAACAUUUAAAAAAUUUUCAAUAUGUUAAUUUUUGUGAAAGGCGUUGGCGUUUAUUUAAAAAAAAUAGCUACGAAGAUCAAGCGAUAGAUUAUAUAGUAAAAACAACAAAUUUUUCUACAGAACAGGCUAGCCAUAUGCUUAAGAAAUACACAUUUCCAAAUAAUGCAACUCUAGUGCGAUUUAUCGAUGAUUGGGUAAAAUGUUCUUUCUUUUAUGAACCCAUUUGGAGUAGAGAAUACAUAAUGGAUGAACCUGAUCUCUUGGACAAAUUAAGAUACGACUUACGUUUUGAGGAACAUAAUACUAUAUCUGAAUAUGAAGCUGAAUUUAGAAUCAAUUCUCUUUACUCGAAAGCAGACAGACGUCAAAUUGAAAAUGAAGAAUCGUUAGAAAAUAUAGUUAAACGAUACAAUGAACAAAAAGCAAGUUUUGCAGUCACAUUUCAUGAUUAUUAUGCAAUUCGAAAUUACGCUACAACGGGAUAUAGAAGAAUAACAGGGGGCAGUCAUGAAGCAAAACUGAUGAAAAUGGCUUUAUAUAAAUUAGCAAUAAGACAGUCUGAGGAAUCGGAUGAGGAUUUUGACAAGACAUUAUUUAGAGUAGAAACUAAAUCAAUUUCAUUUCUUAAAACCAUACCUCGUAGGAACAAUAUAACUUUGCAAAAAUUUACACAAGCUUCUCCAACUAUGGAAUCAGCUUUGAAAUUUGCCAGUUAUCCACCAACUGGUUAUAUAAACAUUUUUUAUGAAAUGAUAUUUAACGGAUCAUACCUAAGGGCGAAAAUAAUACAAUUUUGUGAGAAAAUCGAAGAAAAUGUAAUUCUUUUACCGGGAAGCGAAUUUAUAAUGGAAGAUCGAGUAUUUGAUUUCGUUGAAGGUUUAGGAAAUGUUUUAAAAGUAAAACUAAGGUUUCAAAAUAUUUUUGAUGACAAGUACAUGUGGUAUAAAAAAAUCAUGAAUGAAAUUACUGAAAUUAACUUCUAAAACAUUGUGUUGGUAGGACGGAAACGUUUACAACUUCAAUAAUUUAGUCAAACUGACUAUCUGACCAAUAAAUUAAAAAAAAACAUGAUUGGGCUUCGUCCAUAAAUUACAUCACACAUUUUUAGCCCUUUUUUGACCCCUUCCCCCCCUUUGUCACAUUGUAAGUAACAUCCGAAGGAACUCCCUCCCUCUAAAUUACGUCAAAAUUCCUAGGCCCCCCUUGAAUAAAUUUUUUCCAGUGGCGUAAGAACCGGGGGGCAGGGAUGGCAGUUGCCCCCCAGUCUUAAAAGUGAGGUGGCAAAGGUCAUGAUUUGCCCCUCCAAAAUAUUUGACUAAAACUUGGGUAAAAAGUGUUCAAAUCCCUUCACGAUAAAAAAACUUUGUAUAAACUAGCGAAAAUAAUCUCUAGAAUAGUUAUAAGUAUAGUUAAUAUCGCCUUAGCGAUAAUCCAUUUUCGCUAGAAUAGAGAAAAUAAAAUUUUCUAUGAGAUUUAACUAUACUAAAUAUAUAUUAUGAAUAGAAUAUAAAUACCUUAUCUCUGAAACAGUAUUUAUUUUAACUAUCAUGGAGAUAUUCAAUUUCCUUAAGAAAAUGAAAAUAGUGACUAUUUUAGAUAUUGUUAAACGUUAUAAUUAAUCUAUUAAAUAGAUUUCCUUAUUCUAUAAAUAUUGUACUUUUGUUAUGUCACUGUUCAUAAAUUUUUUAGCGUGUUCUAGAGGUUUAUUUUUGUAUUGGGGGGGAGGGACAAAGCUCCAGCUUUGCCCCCCCUUGAAACAAAUUCGUUCCUACGCGUCUGAUUUUUCCAAAAUUAAUCACUUUUCAACACGUAGACACCUAUACUGCCCUACAACGGAAAAAGAUACAUAAGCCACAAAUAGGUCGAACGGAGAUAUUUGAGAAAAACCAUUUGCAUCAAAAACUUCAUUUAGAAUUCAUUUUUUAUGAAUAAAAAUAUCCCUAAUGGGAUAAAUCGGAUGUGCUCUUUCUAUUUUUGCAAAAAAAAUUAAUUAUUUAAACAAUCCCUUUUAAAAAAUGCACUUGCGUAGUUUUUUUAGUGCAAAUGCAACGUAAAAAGAACACAAAGUCGCUUGUGGUGUUUUUCGUUGUAAAGUCAUCGAGCGGAUCAAAGAUGUCCAGCGAAGAAUAUACAUAAGGGACAAGAGAGUAUGGGAUUAGAGUAUGGCACUUGUGUAUAGUCUCCACUGGACAUCUUUGCUCCGCUCGAUUAUUUUACAAGCUAAGAAAUACACAAGCGCGCUUGCGAAUAUCGUUCUGUAAAUGAAGCCGAGCUCGGCCGCUUUUGCAACGGAAAAAGAUACAUAAGCUACCUCGCGUAUAUUCUUCCAUUGUAUUUUGUGACGUAUUUCAUGCCUCCUACAGAAUUUAGGCAACGCAAAGUACCUCAUGUGUCUUUUUCCGUUGUAUUUUCUCAUUUUUCGCGAAUUCCAAUAUUUUCAAUCUUAAUUUUUUAUUAUAAAUAAUUAAAAUUUUGAAUUUUAAUUACGAUAGUCAGAUGCAGCUUUUUAUUACGAAUCCAUUGAUACCAAAAACUCAUUUUUGACCAAAAUGUCACUUAUGUAUCUUUUUCCGUUGUAGGGCAGUAUAGGUAAGCCUUAAUCUCCAGACCUACUCUCACCAAAUAUAUGAUUUCAGACCUGUAUAUAACCUUAAUAACUAUUUCUUUAAUGUCAAUCACAUACGAAUUUUGGCGGGAUAUUUCAAAUUUUUAAUGUUACAUUUUGUAUUAAUUAUACACGGAAAAACUUUGUUCAAGAAUCAUUGCUAAAUUUGUUCAGGAACUGAGGAUAUGAGAAAAAUUCUUCAAAAUUUACAGAAAAAUACAAAAAUCAUUGAAGAAAAUACUUGUAUUUUUAUUAUGACAUUGGAAGACUUCUUGUUAAUGCCGCAAUCGGAAUAUCUCAGUCACUGGGCGUUGAAAGUUUCUUGAACUGUUUCAGAAGACACAGUACAGUAACCAAGCACUAGGCAGAAAUUGGUUGUGUCAAAUAAUAUGUUUCCAAUGCAUAAUACCAUAAGCUGCUAAGGUAGCUGAGAGAUGUAAAGCGCAGUUUUUGGACUCUCGAGGACGUGGGAUCGAGUCCUCACAGAGUAAAUUUUUUUUCUCGCAAACGUAAAAAUUUAUUCUAAAACAAGUUCAAGACUUUCUGUAGUGAGUUUAGGAAGUUUUCUUGAAUUUCUCUACAAUUAUUAUAGAAAGAAUGCUUAGAAUUUUUCAAAGAAAAUAUAAAUAAGAUUUCUUAAAUUAUUCUCAUAUCCUCAGUUCCUGAACAAAUUUAGGAAUGAUUCUUGUACAAAGUUUUUCCGUGUAUAUUUUAUUAAGUAUUAUGAACUUUUCCGUAUAGUGUAAGUGUGACAUAACACAAUAAAAGACCCCCUCCUCCCCCUUUGUCACAAUUAGUCACAUUUUCAUAAACCUCCUCCUCCCUAAAAAAUGUGACGUAAUUUAUGGACGAAGCCUUACGGAAGGUUAAAAACGAAAGGCAUCUUAUUAAUUUAAAUACAUAUUGUUAGUUGUUAUCAUUUAAUAAUUUUUUUACGAUGCUAAAGUACGCAGGGUUUAUAAUAAACAAUUUUAAAGAAUGAAAUUAAAAAAGAAAAAAAACACCCUUAUACCAAGUUUUACAAAAAUCACCAGAAAUUCAAAAAACUAUGCCCGCCAUUUUGAAUUUUUAUAUUUUGAAAUGAAAAUUUAAUUUUUUUCAAAUAAAAUUACGAAUUUGAGAUCAAUUUAUCAAAAUUUAAAAUGCUCCAUUCAAAUAAAAAAAAUUUUUUUUAAAUUUAUUUGCUUAUGGUAAAUUAUUGAUAUUAUUCAUCUUAUAAUAAAACGAGCCUUCGAUAGCUACAAAAACAGCAAGAGAACAUCUAAUUAUAAUAAGCUAAUCAAAUGGAAAAAUACAAAAUAAUUUUUAUUUCUUCAACUGUAUAAAUAAAGCAAUAUGCCUAGUAAAAUAGUUUAUCAGUAGAUAAACACACAAAUAUUUCAACAUAUUCAAUACAAUAUUUAAACUUAAAUAACCAAUUAUUUUAUGUAUUAUUUGGAAAAAUUUUCUUAUUAAAAUGCUUCUUUAUCGAUAUAAGAAUAAAUAAAUAAAAUUUUUACUAACGUACACACUAAAAAAGAAAUCUUGAUUUCAGCCCAUUUUUGAGGCUGAAUUUAAGGUGUAAACGCCCGAGUAGAAAUUUGUAAUGGCGCUAGCUCGCGGCGCGAGACUCCAUAAGCGAUAACAUGGCAUCUAGCGCUUCCAUCCUAGCGCCAUUACAAAUUUCUACUCGGGCGGAGUCAGACCAAUUAAAAAAGGACAGACAUUAUUUUACUAUUUGUUGCUUUAUUUUUAUUAUUUUUGCGUUAAGUUAUGGUAAAUGAGUAGAACAGCGACAUUCCUUGUACCAAACAAAAUCAUUUCUCCAAAAUUUUAACCCAACAUCAUUUUUUAUUUAAGACUACGGUGUAAAUAUAUACCAGUAUAUCACACAAAUUUAGAUCAUAAAAUAGUAACACUCGUGUCAAAUAAGAAUUUAAAAAUCUUUUGAUGAAAUAAAUCAAAUUUAAAAAAAAAUCUAAAUUAUUGAAAGCAACAACAUUUUACAAACAAUAUCAGGUAAAAUUUGAAUUAAGAAUAUCUUUUGUAUUAAAAAAAACACAAGAAAUUGAAAAAAACGAAAAUAGUUUCUUAUUAUUCAGUAAUUAGUAAAUACAAAUGUUAAACUAAUAAACCUCAACUCUCAAUAAUGGAUUCAUUUAAAAAUCCACUUGAAACUGUACAGCUAAUACCAAUAGCUUUCUACGUAAAUAUUCUGAGUGAUUUUUUAAUCAUUCAACAAUAUCUAGAAGAAUUCGAUCGAAAUAAACAAAUACCAAUUAUUAAUGCACUUUAUGAAUAUUUGCAAGACUAUCAGAAUGAUACAUUUAAAAAAAUGCAAUUAAUAAGAAACUUGUUAAAUGGAAGCGAUAUGUACGGAGAAAAAGAAGACGAAUACGUUGACAUAAUUUUUGUUAAUGUGUUGUUUGACUAUAUUAUUAGUUCUCUUGUAUUUGACAAAUAUGGUAAUAUUUAUGGUUUUUUCGCUGAUACUUUUUGUAAAGCAGAAAAUUUAGAAAUUGAAGAAGUAUUAAAUAUCAUAAGAAUAAAUCUUCAAAAUGCAUCUUUUGACAAUGAAUAUGGCAAUAGUUCGACACUAAGUGAUUUAUCAGUGGCAAGAAUAUACAACGACAUAAUAUUACCUCUCUUUCCUGUAUCAAAAGAUAAUGUUACUUUAUUGUCACUUGAUUAUAUUUAUGCACAAGCUGGUUCAAUGUUUCUACGAGCUGGUAGAAUAAAUUCUUACAAUUACGUAAGUUUUGAAAGCAAUUCUGCAUAUUUAUCUGAGGAUAAUUUAUUUAACGAAUAUUUAACAACAGGACAUGCAAUUGAAAAAUUUAUUCUCACUGAUGAGACAAAUUUUAAUAUGUUAAAAGCUUUUGCUCUUCCAGCUCUUUCAUAUUUUAUCAUCAAUUCAAAAUAUUUAUUUAUCUAUGAAAAUAUGGCAAAUAUAAUAUCAGAUGCAUCUUUCUGGGAAACGGCUUUUAAACAAUUGUUUACAUAUACAACCAAUGCUUUUGAUUACAUAAAUUCUAUGCUAAAUAAUGACAAUAUAUUUAAAAUAAAUAUGGGAUUUACUGAUUUAAAUAAAAUGAAAAAAUUUUACAGGUACUCAAUUCCUGUACCUUCAAAUAUAUUGCGUACAAAUACAAGUUCAUUUCUGUCUUCAUUUGGCACAAAUAUUAAAUCAGUACUAUUAAAAAGUGAAAGCUCUAAAACAGUAAAUGAAAUUGUACCACAACCAAAUAGAUCUAAUCUCUCAAUAAUAAAUUUACUAAAUAGAAAUGAAAUAUUUGAAAAUAUUUGUUCACACAUUACAGAUCCUGGAUUUUACUUGACAUUUAUCACUAAAGACAAGAUAAGUGUGCUUGAACAAAUAAUUUUUUCUUUGAAAGAGAAAACGGACUUCUAUUUUACAGUAUUGAUAAAUAGUCUUUUACAAAUAAAAAAUUUGACAUCAAACUCUUAUAAAAGCAUUGAUUUAGUUGGUGAAAAUAGAAGACAAUUGCUUUUUAUUCACACUUUAAAUAAUCGCAGUAAUACUGGUUAUGGUUAUAAGUUUAUUUUUGUAUCUGACGAUAUUUCAAAAAUUGCAGAAUUAAGAACUCUCCAUGAAUUUAAAGAAAAGAAAUUUCUCAUACAAAUUACAAAUUCGGAAAGAGACGGAAAUAAGUUUAUUGCAUUAGAUAACAAAACUUUUAGUCCUGAUCAUGCUAUAUACGAAAUUAAUAAUCAACUCCGAAAUCGUAGAACAAAACUUUUAUUUUUUGGAAUACCAAUUCCAACUGACGAUUAUAAUGAAAAUUGUAGUUAUAUUAGAUAUUUAAAAAAUCGGGGAAGUUUGCAAAAUGUUAAUUUUUGUCAGAGGCGUUGGCGUUUAUUUAAAAAAUAUAACUACGAAGAAGAAGCGAUAAAUUACAUAGUAAAAAAUACAACUUUCUCUACAGAACAAGCUUAUCAUAUGCUUAAGAAAUUCACAUUUCCAGAUAAUGCAACGUUAAUGCGAUUUAUCAAAGAUUGGCAAAAAGAUAAUUCUUUUCAUGAACCCAUUUGGAGUAAGGAAUAUAUAAUAGAUGAACCUGAUCUCUUGGACAAAUUAAGAUACGACUUACGUUUUGAGGAACAUAAUACUAUAUCAGAAUACGAAGCUGAAUUUAGAAUCAAUUCUCUUUAUUCAAAAGCAAACAGACGUCAAAUUGAAAAUAACGUAUGGUUAAAAAAUAUAAUUAAACAAUAUAAUGAACAGAAAGCAAGUUUUUCAGUUUCAUUUCAUGAUUACUAUGCAAUUCGAAAUUAUGCUACGACAGGAUAUAGAAGAAUAACAAGGGGCAGCCUUGAAGCAAAACUGAUGAAAAUGGCUUUAUAUAAAUUAGCAAUAAGACAGUCUGAGGAACCGGAUGAGGAUUUUGACAUGACAUUAUUUAGAGUGGAAACUAAAUCAAAUUUAUUUCUUAAAACCAUAGUUCGUAGGAACAAUAUAAUUUUGCAAAAAUUUACACAAACUUCUCCAACUAUGAAAUCUGCUUUGCAAUUUGCCAGUUAUCCACCAACUGGUUAUAUAAAUAUUAUUUAUGAAAUGAUAUUUAAUGGGCCAUUUUUAAGGGCGAAAAUAUUACAAUUUUAUGAUAAAAUCGAAGAGAAUGUAAUUCUUUUACCUGGAACCGAAUUUAUAAUGGAAGAUCGUGAAUUUGUGGACAUUGAAGGUUUAGGAAGGAUUUUAAAAGUCAAACUAAAGCUUCAAAAUAUUUUUGAUGCCAAGUUUAUGUGGUAUAAAAAUAUCAUGAAUGAAAUUGCUAAAAUCAACUUUUAAAACAUUGUGUGAUGAAUUAAUAAAGAAAAAGUUCUUCAAACUGUAGUAAUCAAAAAAGUAAAAAUGUUCUGGUAACAAUUUUUUAAUAAAUACGAAAUAUAAAAAAUAAUUAUAAUGUUAAAUGUAUUAAUAAUGGUAAAAUAAUUUUUUUAUAAAAUAAUAAUAAUAAAAUAUAGAAAUGUAAUAUAAUAAAAA